Messenger RNA from Stylophora pistillata, 2322 nucleotides. RefSeq lists its product as uncharacterized. The record is from RefSeq and is a predicted model, not a curated record. Gene Ontology annotation, biological process: proteolysis. Gene Ontology annotation, molecular function: metalloendopeptidase activity; zinc ion binding. Lineage: Eukaryota; Metazoa; Cnidaria; Anthozoa; Scleractinia; Pocilloporidae. Gene Ontology annotation, cellular component: membrane.
UUGAAAGCAGAGCGCAGUUUAAUCCCUGGGGCAUCACAAUGCUGGCCAUGCUGAUGAUUUUGUCUUUAAUCCAAGCCUCAUUAGGUAGAGGAGUACCUAUUCUGAGUGAUCUGCCAGGUGACAACAGACCUCAACUGGAUGACUCCGAUCUGACAGCUAUAGAAAUGAUCGAUAAAGUCAACAUAGCUGUAGAUGUUGAACCCAAUCUUUUCGAAGGUGACAUAGUGCUGCCUCCAUACUCAGACGAGUCGAGUGGUAAUGAAAUGGAAAGGGAGAAGAGAAAUGCACAAAGAUUGAGGAGAUACAUCUGGACGGGAAAGAUUGUUCCCUACGUAAUCUCAGAUACACUCUUGCAACAGGGAUAUGAGCAGACCAUCAGAGGAGCCAUUGACCAGUUUACGCAACGCACAUGCAUUAAGUGGAAACCACGUGAAAACGAGGAAAGAUGGAUUACUUUUGAGAAAAAAUCGGGAUGUUAUUCAUCAGUUGGAAUGAAUUACUGGAAGAAGGGUUCACAAACAAUCUCUUUAGGAAGUGGCUGCAACCAUGCAGGAAUUACUAUGCACGAGAUGAUGCACGCUAUUGGCUUUUGGCAUGAACAGUCACGCUAUGACCGUGACAAGUACGUGGAGAUCAUGUGGGAGAAUAUUGAGCCUGGAAAAGAACACAAUUUCAAUAAAUACGAUAAUAACCGGAUUGAUUAUCUAAAUGAAGUUUACGACACAGGCAGCAUUAUGCAUUAUGGGAAAAUAAGCUUUUCCAAAAACGGUCAGCCUACCAUACAAGCAAUUGGUGACUCGAAUGCGGCAUUGGGUCAGCGGAAUCACUUCAGCAAUACUGAUAUCGCUCAAAUGAAUGCACUCUAUGAUUGCUCAGGCCCUAACAACGGAUGGAGUUCAUGGACAGACUUUGGUCCGUGCAAUGAUCAGUGCAAACACACACGUCAGCGGUUUUGUGCAUCACACGAUUUGAACAACUGUGAAGGUGCAGACCACUAUGGAAUACAAUCACAUACGGAGAAAUGCAGCAACGAAAAAUGUUUAGCUCCAAUAGAUGGGCACUGGGGAAAGUGGUCAUCGUGGUCUUCCUGUAAUGUGUCAUGUGACAAGGGAACAUACAGCAGAACGAGGCAUUGCAAUGAGCCUAAACCAAAAAAUGGCGGGAAUGAUUGCGAUGGAGAUGAUAAGCAAGUCGGAGAGUGUGUAAUGCCAGGCUGUCAUUUGGGUCCCCAGGACUGUGAGUUUGAGGCGGGUGGGCUUUGUCACUGGACUAUUUGUGAACCAAAUAAAUAUCCCAGGUGGUAUCAUCAUCAAGGACCAACCUCAAGUUCAGGAACUGGACCUUCUGGCGACCACACUUCCGGUUCAGGAAACUACAUUUAUUUUGAGGCUUCUUCGCCCGCCCAAAAUGGAGGAAAAAAUUGUUUUUUUAGUCAAGUCUUUCCAGCUGGAUCUUGUCCACAACUCACAUUCUGGUAUCACAUGGUGGGUUCAGGGAUGGGAAAGCUCUCUGUUCAAACAAAGGAUUCUAACGGCAAUUACAUAACUGUCUGGGAAAAGUCUGGUGAACAAGGAAAUGAGUGGAAAAAUGCAAGUGUCGAGGUCACCGUUUCUGAGUCAUAUCAGGUAUAUUUUGAGGGUGUUCGUGGCGGGAAUUUCAGAGGUGACAUUGCUAUCGACGACAUCGCGUUUAAGGCUUGUUCAGUAGUAAAGCCGGCAGUUCAAGAUUCCUGUGACUUCGACGGUGGAAAUUUGUGCGACUGGACCAACCAUCCUGAUAACCCAGAGCUUUCAGAUGGACUGAGGUAUGAUUGGAUAAUUCACUCAGGUGGCACACCGAGCCAAGACACUGGACCAACUAAUGAUAUAACAGCGCGUGGACAAGGAGGCUACAUUUACUUGGACAGCUCAACUGCGCAUGUCAAAGGGUCCAGAGGGGCUCUGAUCAGUAAAGAGUUUCCGGGGGUGACACCGAUGUGCUUGCAUUUCUGGUAUCACAUGUAUGCCAGCAGAAAAGGAAUGGGACAAUUGCGUGUGUUCGUUCAAAAGGGAGCAAAAAGAUGGUUACAGUACAGGAAGGCUGGAAACAAAGGAAAAGAGUGGAUUUACAAGAAGAUCAACCUACGUAACAAAAACAAAACCCCGUACAAGAUCGUGUUUGAAGGGGAACGAGGAAGGACUGGAAGGGGUGAUGUUGCAUUGGAUGGUAUCAAAAUGACCAACGGACUUUGUCAGUGAUCCCGGCGACUAUAACUGAUAACAAUUACGUGACAUGCAAAAAGUCAAUAUGAUCAUUUGUCAUUAAAUACACUUUAAGAGGAUA